Messenger RNA from Pyrus x bretschneideri (Chinese white pear), 1387 nucleotides. Its product is annotated as glyoxylate/hydroxypyruvate/pyruvate reductase 2KGR-like. Lineage: Eukaryota; Viridiplantae; Streptophyta; Magnoliopsida; Rosales; Rosaceae. Gene Ontology annotation, cellular component: cytosol. The transcript is spliced from 2 exons. Bases 241 to 1182 code for a protein of 313 amino acids. Gene Ontology annotation, molecular function: NAD binding; glyoxylate reductase (NADPH) activity; hydroxypyruvate reductase [NAD(P)H] activity. The record is from RefSeq and is a predicted model, not a curated record.
AAUUUCUUUUAUUUUUUAUCCCUAUUUGCCGUUUUGUCAUUUGAGUAACCAACCGUCGUGGUUUCGCCUGACCUUCGUUUCUCUUCCACUGGUAGUCGUCCCUUGUUCACCACAGAAAUAACAAGCCACACAUCACUACCAGUCAUUCUGUCACCUUCACAAAUCCCAAGCUCUCCAAUCCCUUCGAGACGACACAAACCCCGGAACCAAACAAACCUAAUUUCUCCGAAUCCCAUAACAAUGGAGUCCAUCGCCGUCCUCAUGCCGAUUCCAAUGUCCUCCUAUUUGGAGCAGGAGCUCGAGAAGCGCUUCAACCUCCUCAAACUCUGGACCGUCCCCAAUAAAACCCAGUUCAUCAAGGACCACUCCGCGUCCAUCCGUGCCAUCGUCGGCAACGCCACCGCCGGAGCCGACGCCGAGCUCAUCGCCGCUUUGCCUAAGCUGGAGAUUGUUUCCAGUUCCAGCGUUGGGAUGGAUAAGGUCGAUUUGAAGACGUGUAAGGAAAAGGGUAUUCGGGUCACCAACACCCCCGACGUUUUGACCGACGACGUGGCGGACCUUGCUAUUGGGCUGACGCUGGCGGUGCUGAGACGGCUGUGUGAGAGUGAUCGGUAUGUGAGGAGUGGGCAGUGGAAGGAGGGCGAGUACAAGUUGACCACCAAGUUCACUGGGAAAACUGUUGGAAUCAUUGGUCUCGGAAGAAUUGGCAAAGCAGUUGCAAAGAGAGCCGAGGCUUUUAGCUGCCCAAUUGCUUACUUUUCCAGGACAGAAAAGCCAGAUUUGAAGUUCAAAUACUACCCAAGUGUUGUGGAGUUGGCCGCCAACUGUGAUGUUCUAGUUGUUGCGUGCCCCUUAACUGAAGAGACCCGCCACAUUAUCAAUCGUCAAGUCAUUAAUGCUUUGGGGCCAAAGGGUGUUCUCAUCAACAUUGGGAGAGGCUCUCAUGUUGACGAACCUGAGCUGGUAUCUGCUCUGGUAGAAGGGCGGUUAGGUGGGGCAGGGCUCGACGUUUAUGAGAAGGAACCAGAAGUACCUGAAGAGCUGUUUGCGCUCGAGAAUGUGGUCCUCUUGCCUCAUGUCGGAAGUGGCACGGUAGAAACUCGCAGUGCCAUGGCAGACCUUGUGAUUGGGAAUCUUGAAGCUCACUUCUUGAAGAAACCACUGUUGACACCAGUGGUCUAAUAGCUUUUAGCAUCUGGACAUGACCACCAUUGGAUGUAUAGCUUGAUGAUCUACUGCCACAAAUGCCUACAAUAAUUGUUUCUGUCAAUCUGAAAAAGGAUCGUUGAUUCUAGAAUUGAGGAAAUGAGACUCCUUUUUGAAACAGUUGAUUGAUGAUAUUCCUCGUUAGUUGUUGAAGUGGAAAUCACUACAUUUUUAUUGGAAA